GGAUAAAGCAGUUACUCGAUUGGCCGUAACUUAGCGCUACCGCAACCAAUUGAACGCGACUUUGCGGUCACAUAGAUCCGCCCCCUAGAAUGCCACUAUGAUCUCUCAGCUCUUCAUCCUGUCCUCCAAAGGUGACCUCCUCAUACACAAGGACUAUCGAGGUUGCUCGGCCCACUCCAAUGUGGCUGAUGGUCUCUAUCUCAAGCUGUCUUCUGUGCCAUCAGACCAGGCCCCUGUAGUCACGGAACAUGACGGCUGUCACUAUAUCCACGUGCGGAAUCAAGGCCUUUUCUUCGUCGUCAGCCUUAGCCCCAGCGAUUCCCCAUUCAUGUACAUUGAGCUGCUAAACCGAUUGGCCUCCCUCAUCAAAGAUUAUUGCGGAGACCUGAGCGAAGCUGUUGUACGACUCAACUUUGCGCUGAUUUAUGAGUUACUGGAUGAGGUUCUGGAUUAUGGCUAUAUCCAAACCACAUCCACAGAGAUGCUUAAAAAUUUCAUCCAGUCAGAUGCUGUGGUCAGCAAGCCUUUCAGCCUAUUGGAUAUGAGCAGUGUUGGGCUGUUCGGAGCAGAGACCCAGCAGAGUAAGGUGGCUCCCAGUUCGGCUUCCAGUCGGCCCGUGCUGUCCUCGCGCCAUCAGCAGGGAGAACAAAAUGAAAUCUUCUUGGAUGUUACUGAACGUAUGACAGUCGCCAUAGGGCCAAAUGGCUCACUCCUAAAGGCUGACGUUCAAGGUGAACUUCGACUCAAGAAUUUCUAUGCAAAUUGCCCAGAGCUGCGCAUUGGACUCAGCGAAGAGUUCUGUGUCGGGGGCUCAGAGAUCAGAGGAUAUGGCUGUGCUGUGCGCGUGGAUGGCUGUCAGUUCCACGAGUCGGUCAAACUGGAUGAAUUUGAGAGCAAUCGCAUCCUAAAGGUGGUGCCGCCCCAGGGUGAGCUCACCGUCAUGCAGUACCAGAUCUCCGACAGCCUCAGCACUACUCUACCCUUCCACUUGUUCCCCAGUCUGGAGAGAGAGCCCGGCAGCAGCCGAUUGCGCAUGUACUUGAAACUACACUGCGACUUGAGUCCUAAGAGCCAAGCAAUUAAUGUCCGUAUACAGAUACCUGUGCCAAAGGGAACCAGCAGUGUCUCUCAGGAACUCAGCAGUCCAGACCAGAGUGCGGAGCUGUUACCGAGCUUGCAGUCUCUUGCUUGGAGCAUUCCGAGGAUCCGCGGAGGGACACAGCUCUCAGCUCUCUUUAAGGUGGAUACCUCUGCUAGUGUUUCCCUUCCGUCUCUACUAGACCUGCCUCCUCUCAACCUCUCCUUCCAGAUCCCAUCCAUCACCUGUUCCGGCCUUCAGAUCCGCUUCCUGAGGCUGCCCAGCGAGCGCCUGUGCCCAGUCCAUACGUGGGUUCGGUACCUGACCCAGAGCGACUCUUACAGCGUUCGGCUGAGGUGACUGUGAGCUUCUGUGCUCCCUAUAUACCGCGUAAGGACUGCACAUUAUCUUCCGGCAACAAACUCACCUCAAGAUGUUGAUUUGAAUAAAUGCAAGAAUGAAGAGUUUUGCAGAAUAAACAAACGUUUAAUUAAUGGCUAACUGAAUAGGAAACAACUGCGCUUGGGUCGCUAACACAAAGUAAUCCCGAAGUUUGGCUUCGCUCUGGGAUAUCGGCUGUAAGUUAAACGCCCUCCUGUAUAACAGAGAUCAGUGUAAUUCAUAUAGAUAGGACUGUGCAUAUGAAUGUGACUAUUACGUGUAUACAGACAGAUGAGAAUAUAUGCGCUAUAUAGCUAUAUAUAAUAUAUAUAUAAACCUUCCUUACCUCCUCAUAUAGUGCAGAAUCAAACAGAUCUGGCUUGUACUGAAAGUAAAAAACAAAAGAUAUUUUUAUUCCUAUUUAGUGACUGCUUACAAAGCAGCAGUUGAAGGUUUGCUCACUCCUUACCUCUGCUGAACCCUCGCUGCUCUCAUCCUCUUGUAUCACGUAUUCGUCUUCCUCCUCCUCCUCCAUUAAGCUCAGCCUAUGGCAGGAAGGCAGACGUGUUUGUGUGGAUGCACAGCAGUGAGUACGAGCACAUUCAGUGAGUGGAAUGUUUUGUGACAGUGCCGAUGCAUAGGGGCCUGUUUAUCAUGCUGUGUAAAUAAAAUGGCGAUCAAAUAACA
Xenopus tropicalis (tropical clawed frog) is the source of this 2146-nucleotide messenger RNA. RefSeq names its product adaptor related protein complex 4 subunit mu 1 (gene ap4m1). Gene Ontology annotation, cellular component: membrane; early endosome; Golgi apparatus. NCBI's taxonomy places the organism in Eukaryota, Metazoa, Chordata, Amphibia, Anura, Pipidae. The coding region runs from base 98 to 1438 and encodes 446 amino acids. Gene Ontology annotation, biological process: intracellular protein transport; vesicle-mediated transport. The transcript is spliced from 16 exons. The record is from RefSeq and is a predicted model, not a curated record.